AUGUUUGGUAAUUAGAUAAUUGAAUUUCUAAUAGUUAUGAUAAUAAAUAUGACAGAGAACUUUAGAAUUUAUAAACUUAUUGAUAUUUUAAAUGUUAGAGAGUAAAAAUAUGUAAUAUUAUUUCUAAAAAUAAAUUAAAAUUAAAUUAAUUGUUUGAUUCUUAGGGUUCUAUCAGUGUUUUCUGAAUAGCUUUUUGAAUAAAAAAUUAAAUUAUUAUUUUAGUACAUUUCUUAUUGUAAUUUUUAUAAUCUAAUGCAAUAAACAACAGAUUAUGAUGAAAUGCAGCAUUAUCUUAAACUAGCUUAGGAUGGUGAUACUGAUGCAUAAUUCAAAGUAGGUUUAAUGUAUGAAGAUGGAAAAGGGGCUCAAUAAAAUAUUUAAGAAUGUAUUUAAUGGUAUUUUGAAUGUUAUGAAUUUUAGGUAUUAAUUAGCUGCAAAUAAACAUGCUUAAGCUGCAUAUAAUCUGGCAUCUAUUUAUUAUUUAGGUAGAGUUGUUGCUCCUGAUUAUAAAAUUGCAUAUAAAUACUUUAGCAAAGCAGCUGAAUUAUAAAAUGAAUAAGGAAUGUUCUAAUUAGGCUUGAUGCAUUUAUUUGGAUAAGGAGUAGAAUAAGAUUUUGAGAAAAGUAGAAGUUGGUUUGAAAGAGCUGCUAAAUUAGUACUUAUUCAUUUUUUAUUUCUUUUCAAGGGAUCAGUAUCAGCUAUGAACAAUCUUGGUAAUAUUUAUAGAUCUGGAAUUGGAACUCAUAUUCAAAUUGAAGAGGCCAAGAAAUAUUAUAGAAUGGCAGCAGAUAAAGGGGAUUUAUGUGCAAUGACAAACUUGGCUACAGUGUUAUUGUAAUGUAAUCCCACUGAAGCUUUUGAUUGGUACCUCUAGGCAGCUAAAGGUGGUUUUGAAAAUGCUUAAUAUAAUCUGGCUGUGCUUUAUGAAGAAGGAACUGGAACUAAAUUAAAUUUAUAAUAGGCUCUAUACUGGUAUAAAUAAGCAGCAUAAGCUGGUAAUAUUGAAGCAAAAGAGGCUGUUACUCGUUUAAGUCCUAUAGUUCAAAAUUAAUAAUAAAAUGACAAACAAUAGUAAGGUUAAAAUACAUAAUAAUCUUCUGCCAAAAAAGGUGGAUGUGGCUGUAUUGUAUUUUGA
This is a messenger RNA of Paramecium primaurelia, 1135 nucleotides long. The record is from the annotation of a GenBank genome assembly. Lineage: Eukaryota; Ciliophora; Oligohymenophorea; Peniculida; Parameciidae.